UGGCUGCAGCGGCGAUGCACACGUCAGCGCCGCCCCGGGUCCGGGCCGAGGCAGCCAUGGCGGCGCGGGGCGCGGAGGCCGAGGCGCUCUUCGAGGCGCACACAGCGGCCGAGCUGCGGGAGGUGGAGCGGCGGCUGCGAGCCGGCAUCGAGCAGAAGCGGGAGGAACUGCGGCAGAUGGUGGGCGAGCGGUACCGAGACCUGAUCGAGGCGGCCGACACCAUCGCCGACAUGCGGCUCAGCGCCGAGCGCCUCUUGGGUGCCGUGCGGGGCCUGCAGCGGGGCGGAGCGGCCCGGUCUGGCCCCGCAGCGCCGGUGAGAGGGGCGCGGGGCAGCGGUGCAGCUGCGGGUGGCUCCGGAGGCAGCUCUGACCCCCUCCUUCCUCCCCUCCAGGCUCGGCCGCCUGUUCAGGAAACGUUCUACCGGGCGGCGGCGCAGCUGAAGCUGCUGCUGGACGUCCCCGAGAAGGUGUGGGGUGCCGUGGAAGCCGGCCGGUACCUGCCCGCUGCCCGCCUCCACCUGCUCGGUGGCCACCUCCGCCGGCAGCUGCAGCUCGAUGUGCCCCGUGCCCGUAGCAGCCCCAUCCUCGCCCGCUUCCCCAUCCUGCUGCGGCAAGUGGCUGCCGCCAGCCACCUCAGAUCCACCAUCCUGCAGGAGAGCAAAUCCCUGCUGAAGAACCAGACUGUGUCAGACCAGGCAGUGGCAGAAGCCCUCUGUGCCAUCAUGCUCCUGGAGGACAGUUCACCACGCCAGGCCCUGGCUGACUUCCUCUUGGCCAGGAAGUUGGCCAUCCAGCAGCUUCUCAACCAGCCACACCAUGGUGCAGGUAUAAAAGCUCAGGUAUGUUCACUGAUAGAGCUGCUGACCACCACCCUGUACCAGGCUCAUGCUCUCUUCUACACCGUGCCUGAAGGGAUGCCACCAGAUCCAGCCCUGCCCUGUGGCUUGCUCUUCUCCACUCUGGAGAGCACCACAGGCCAGCACCCAGCAGGCAGAGGUGGGGUUCUGGAGGAAGAGAUGAAGCUGAGCAGCUGGUUCAAAUACCUCCCAGAGACAGUGGUGCAGUUCCAGCCAGCCCUGCGGACCCUGGCCCACCCCAUCAGCCAGGAUUACCUCAGAGACACUCUGCAGAAGUGGAUUGCCAUGUGCAGUGAUGACAUCAGGGCCGGGGUCAGCAACCUGCUCAUCUAUGUGAAGAGCAUGAAAGGCCUGGCAGGGAUUCGUGACGCGGUGUGGGAGCUGCUGUCGAGUGACUCCAUGAGCCAGAACUGGGCUGCCGUGUGCCGACGCCUCUUGGAGAAGCCUGCUUCCUUCUGGGAGGACCUGCUGCAGCAGCUCUUCCUGGACAGGCUGGAGACUCUGACCAAAGAAGGCUUUGAAUCCAUCUCAAGCAGCUCCAAACAGCUUCUCACCUUAGCCUUGCAGGAGCUCGAGGUCAAAUCCAGCACCUCUGCCCUGAGCAAGCACAUCCAGUUUGAGCACAACGUGGCCCUGUUCCUGUGGUCAGAGAGCUCCAGCGACCUCCCUCCCAACGCCGCUUGGGUCAAUGUGGCAAACCGCGGGCAGCUGGCCAGGACCGGCCUGGCCAUGAAGGCCCAGGCAUUCACACCAUGUGUGCAGAGCUUCUGCUCAGCUCUGGACUCAAAGCUGAAGGCCAGGCUGGAUGAUCUCCUGUUCUACCUUCCCACAGACUCCUCUGCCACCAAGGAGACCGCUCCAGUGGCGCAGUCAUGCUCUGCCUUCGACCGCUUCGCCGACGCUGGCACCGUGGAGGGGCUGCUCCGCGACCACUGCGUCGCUUGCAUCCACCACCUCCUGGGCUGUGUCCGUGAAGAGCUCCAGAAUGCCCAGAGUUUUCUGGGGGGGCAGGGAGAUGCUGCCAGCGAUGCCAGGCUCAAUGCUGUCCUCUUCAUGGCGAGACUCUGCCAGUCGCUGACCGAGCUGUGCCCUCACCUGAAGCAGUGUAUCCUGGGCCAGUCGGGCAGCAUGGAGGCGGCGCUGAAGGAAACUCGCUCCACCAAGAAGCUGGGGAAGGGGAAAGCCCAGGAGGUGACCCCUGUGCAGGCUAAGUGGCAGGAGGUGAAGGCAGAGCUGCAGCAGCAGAGCCUGUUUGCUUACCAGAUGUGGAGCUCAGCUGUUACCAAAGGUCUGGUUCAGUGCUUUGCCCACACUUUGCUGCUCAACACAGCUGGCUCUGUCUUAGCAACAGCCACCAACUGGGAUGAAAUUGAAAUCCAGGAGGAGACAGAAUCUGGAAGCAGUGUAACCUCAAAGAUCAGGCUGCCUGUGCAGCCCUCCUGGUACGUCCAGUGCCUCCUCUUCAGCCUGUGCCAAGAGGUGAACAGGGUCGGUGGUCACACUCUUCCCAAGGUCACCUUGCAGGAGUUGCUGAGGGCUUGCAUGGCAGAAGUGCUUGCUGCCUAUGAAAAGCUUGUGGAAGAGAAGCAGGAGAAGAGAGCAGGCACCUUCCCCAUGACCCAGAACAGAGCUCUGCAGUUGCUCUAUGAUCUGCGGUACCUCAGCAUCAUCCUGACAGCCAAGAGCGAGGACGCCAAGAGCAGCAGGAUCAGGCACGAUGCCAGGAUUGAGAAGGUGACAGACUUCCUGGAGGGUCACAUUGACCCAUUUGACUUGGAUGUUUUCACUCCACACUUGAACAGCAACCUCAACCGCCUGGUCCAGCGGACCUCUGUUCUCUUUGGCUUGCUCACUGGGACGGAGAAUCAGUACACGAGCCGGAGUGGUGCUCCGAGCUCCCAGGAGCUCCACAACAUCUUGCCAUUAGCUUCCAGCCAGAUCAGAUUUGGACUACUGCCACUGAGCAUGUCGAGUUCACGGAAGAGCAAGUCUGCUGCCAGGAGCACAGAAAGAGUUCAGUGCGAUGCUGACCCUUAACUCCCGAGGAGGCCUGGCUGGGUAUUUAAGCCUGUGUGAGCGAGUGUCUUGCUUCCUUGCAAAGGCUCUGUGUUGUCCUGUUUGAGUUUUAGCAGUAGACAACCACUCUGUUGCUGUUUCCCCCAGUUUCAAACAUCUGCUUAGAUGGAGUUCUCUCUGUUGAGGACUGGGAGAGCUAAGGAAUACCUCACUGCUACAGGAUGUGGCCAUUAGUAAUCCAUUUCCUUUAGCUAUUAUUAACCCAAUAAUCCAUCUGUGGUGACGUCUUUUCAAGUGGGAGAGAAGAGUAAAGGUCUGAUUUUAUCAGAACAGAGAGGUUUACCUCUGCAGCUUGUUCUAUUAUUCAGAAGCUUUAAGGACCAAACACAGCCCAAAGCUUCCCAGUGAAGGUAUUCCUUACCUCAUACACCCCAGCUGCACUGGAGUGUGGAAGUGGUGUGGUGGCCCAUGUGUGUUCUGUGCUAGCCACACUCCUCAGAAUCCCUAACAGAUGCUUGCUUCCCCUUUCAUGCUGAAAGUUCUGGAGAGGUUCAAGUCCAUAAUUACUCCAGAACAGCUCUCUGCAGCUGUACUUCUACUGUGCUGUCACCCCUUCGCUGUCUGAGCAACAGCCCCUCCAAAUGCUUUGGGGUUUUUUUGAGCAUUGAGUGACAUGAGAAAAGCCUCCCCCUUGCUAAGAGCAGCAAGGCACUGUGCUUCUGCCCCUGGGAACUGCCUCUGCCUGUCACUAACCCUGGAGUGACACUGCUUGGGUGGUGGUUCAGGCUCAAGUUGCCUGGAGGAGCUGUUCUGCUGUAGUCUACACUUCCUUGCAGCUACUCUAGAGGGAGUAUGGAGU
Molecule: messenger RNA, 3732 nt
Organism: Dryobates pubescens (Downy woodpecker)
Lineage: Eukaryota; Metazoa; Chordata; Aves; Piciformes; Picidae
Gene: COG1
Product: component of oligomeric golgi complex 1
Exons: 13
Coding region: 15-2894 (959 amino acids)
Biological process (GO): intra-Golgi vesicle-mediated transport
Cellular component (GO): COG complex; Golgi apparatus
Source: RefSeq, a predicted model, not a curated record